Molecule: messenger RNA, 4045 nt
Organism: Melopsittacus undulatus (budgerigar)
Lineage: Eukaryota; Metazoa; Chordata; Aves; Psittaciformes; Psittaculidae
Gene: ADAR
Product: adenosine deaminase RNA specific
Exons: 15
Coding region: 272-3610 (1112 amino acids)
Biological process (GO): RNA processing; adenosine to inosine editing
Cellular component (GO): cytoplasm; nucleolus
Molecular function (GO): tRNA-specific adenosine deaminase activity; double-stranded RNA binding; double-stranded RNA adenosine deaminase activity
Source: RefSeq, a predicted model, not a curated record
GCCGGGCCGGGAACCGAAACCGAAAGGGAGCUCGCAGCCAUCUUGCAGCCGGUCAGGGCCCGGUUUGGGGUUACCGGAGCAAGGAGCUGGGAACGGGACCCCCCGAGCUCCGCGCACGGAGCCGGGACAGGGGCCGGUGCUGCCGGAGCCCGUGCGUGAGCUGUGGGAACGUGAGUGCUCCGGGUGCCAGCUCCGGACAGGACCCAGAGCGAACCCGAGCAUCCCUCACCCUGGCGCCGCCGGGGCCGCCCGCCCGCCCCAGCCCUGCGCUAUGAGCAGAGGCUCCUGCGCCAGGCGGAACUGGCCCAGAGCUCCCCACGGAUCCUUCAGCCACCCCCGGAGCCCAGGAAGGAGCUCGGGGCCGUUCCGGCAGCAGCAGCUCCCGGUGGAGCAGAGCCCGGAGCUCCGUUCCCUGCCGGGCUCCUGGGAUCAGCGAGCAGCGGCACCGGUACCCGCAGAGCGAUGGCACAACCGGGCUCCCAGUGAGCAUCCCUGGGCAAAGCCCUCCCCGCGGUGCUGCCCUCGGUACCAGCAGCAGGGCUCGGACAGCGUCAGGCUCCAUUUCCAGAGGCUCUCCCUUGCCGGGCAGGACUGUGAACGGGACAUCCUGAGCGUGCUGGGGCAGCUCGGGGAGGGGGAGACCCGCACGGUCCAUGAGCUGGCGCGGAGGCUUCACCUGCACAAGAAAGAGGUCAACCGUGUUCUCUAUAAGCUCUUCAGAGAGGGGAAGCUGCACAAGGGGGGGGAGACGCCGCCUCUGUGGAGCAUCCCCAGCACCGGCAGGCAGAGGAGCCCCUCGGAGCACAGCACUGGUCACCCCACUCCAGCUGCGGGAGCCGCUGAGCCCAGCAUGGCCGAGACCAAGGACAAGAUCUGUAACUACUUGUUCAGCGUGGCAGAGAGCACAGCCCUCAACCUGGCCAAGAACAUUGGCUUCUCCAGGGCCAAGGACGUCAAUGCCUUCCUGAGCGCCCUGGAGAAGCUGGGGGAUGUCCACAAGCAGAACACGAGCCCCCCACGGUGGUCCCUGACGGGCAGGAAGCGUGAGCGCAUGCAGCUGAGGAUGAAGGCAGGGGGGCAAGGGGCAGAUCCCAAUGCUGAGCAGGGGGCUCCAGCUUCCUGUGCUCCUGUGGGACCCCAGGAGCUGACAGUGGCUUCACCAGCAGCGAGCACAGCAGGAGAAGGGGCAGAGAAUGGGGAGCAGCCCUUGGGGGGCAGUGACACGGAGGCAGCUGUGCCUCCGGACACAGAGCCCCACUUCUCCGGCUUGAGUCACUAUGAUAACUCAGAGCAUGGGAAGUGGGCCACGGAUGAUAUCCCGGAUAACCUGAACUCCAUUCACAAGCAGGCUGAGGAGGCAGGAGCCAUCAUGGGUUCCCCAGCUUCCCCCAGUUACAGCGCCCAGUUUGAAGCUGCUUUACCCUGUACACCCGUGGAGAAGCUGCUGGCUUGUCAGGAGAAGAACCCAGUGAGUGGCCUUACUGAGUACUCCCAGUACACCUACCAGCACUGUGAGUUUGCCAUGCUGGAGCAGAGUGGACCCUCUCACGAGCCACGGUUUAAGUUCCAGGCAGUGAUCAAUGGACGUCGCUUCCCACCAGCAGAAGCAGGGAGCAAGAAGCUGGCAAAGCAGGAGGCAGCAGCCAAUGCUAUGAAGGUCCUGAUGAGUGAAGCAGAGAAUGGAAGGCAGGGGGGGGUUAAAUGUGAAGAGCCCUCUCCCCGUGAGAGCUCCGAACCUCUGCCUCUGCCCCCGGAGCCAGAGCCCUCGCCUGCAGCAGCUCCGCUCAGCCUGCUCCCUGGGAAGCAUCCCAUCAGCAUCCUGAUGGAGUACGGGCAGAAAUCAGGGAACACCAUUGAAUUCCAGCUGCUCUCUCAGGAAGGGCCUCCUCAUGAUCCCAGGUUCAGCUACUGUGUGAAAAUGGGUGACCAAAUUUUCCCUGCUGUGGUAGGAAACAGCAAGAAGGGAGCAAAGCAAAUGGCAGCAGAAGUUGCUGUGAAGAUUCUUUCUGGAGAGUCUGUCCCCCAUGUCUUACCUGAACAGGCUGUGGUGAAGCCCCAGGGUGAGCAGCCCGUGCCCAGCUCUGCACCAUGGGUUCCCACACCGGAUGAAUCCAAGGUGGCAAAAGCAAAGGGUGUUGGGGAGCUCAUCAAGUACCUGAACGUCAACCCUGUGAGUGGUCUGCUGGAAUACGCUCGUUCCAACGGCUUCGCUGCAGAGUUCAAGCUCAUUGACCAGUCAGGACCUCCCCAUGACCCCAAGUUUGUGUAUCAGGCAAAGGUUGGAGGCCGCUGGUUCCCAGCUGUAACUGCUCACAGCAAAAAGCAGGGCAAGCAGGAGGCAGCGGAUGCAGCCCUCAGGGUCCUCAUUGGCGAGACCGAGAAGAUGGAGCGCAUGGAAGGGAUGAGCAUCCCGGAGCUCCCGGUGAGCGGCAGCACCCUCCAUGACCAGCUGGCUAUGCUGAGCCACCAGCGCUUCAACAGCCUCACUGCGCGCAUCCAGCACAGCCUGCUGGGCAGGAAGAUCCUGGCUGCCAUCAUCAUGCGGAAGGGCAGCAAGGGCCUGGGAGUGGUGGUCAGCAUCGGGACAGGUAACCGGUGCGUGAAGGGCGAGGAGCUGAGCCUAAAGGGGGAGACAGUGAACGACUGCCAUGCAGAGAUCAUCUCCCGAAGAGGCUUUGUGAGGUUUCUCUACAGUGAGCUGAUGAAGUACAACCCCUCUGACCCUUCCUCUGCAGAAGAGAGCAUCUUUGAGCCAGCAGGAGGGCAGAGGCUCAAGGUCAAGCGCGGUGUCACCUUCCACCUGUACAUCAGCACAGCACCGUGUGGAGAUGGGGCUCUCUUUGAUAAGUCCUGCAGUGAUCAGGCGAGCGUGGUGGGGCAGGCACAGCAUCAGCCCCUCUUUGAGAACCCCAAGCAGGGCAAGCUGCGGACCAAGGUGGAGAAUGGGGAAGGGACCAUUCCCGUGGAGUCCAGUGACAUUGUGCCCACAUGGGAUGGGAUCCAGCAUGGGGAGCGCUUACGCACCAUGUCCUGCAGCGACAAGAUCCUGCGCUGGAACGUGCUGGGCUUGCAGGGAGCUUUGCUCUCACACUUCCUGGAGCCAGUUUAUCUCAGCUCUGUUACACUUGGUUACUUGUACAGUCAGGGUCACUUAACACGAGCCAUCUGCUGCCGUGUGGCCAGAGAUGGGAGCACACUGCAGGGCAAGCUCCGGGCUCCCUAUCACAUCAACCAUCCCGAGGUCGGGCGGGUGAGUGUCUAUGACUCAGCGCGGCAGACAGGCAAGACCAAGGAGUCCUCAGUGAACUGGUGCCUGGCUGAUGAGAGCCAAGUGGAGGUCCUGGAUGGCACCAAGGGGAAGGUGGAUGGCCCCAAGCUGGAGGUGUCUCGUGUGUCCAAGAGGGAAGUGUUCACCCUGUUCCAGCAGCUCUGUGCCAGGAGCAACCGCCGGGACCUGCAGAGCCUCUCGGUGUACUCGGAUGCGAAGGAGGCAGCCAGGGGGUACCAGGAGGCCAAGCAGAGCUUCUUCAGCACCCUGCAGGAGCUGGGCUAUGGCAGCUGGAUCCGCAAGCCCCAGGAGGAGGAGAACUUCUCCUUCCCUGGGGCAUAGAGCUGCCCUUGGGGGGGUAUGGAGGGAGUGUGCUCAGGCCCUGCAUGGCUCUCAGCAUCCUUCCACCAGCACCUCUGGAGGUGAAGCAGGAGUGUGCAGCAGGGUCCCCCAUGGGCCUGGCUGCUUCCUCCCUUGCACCUCAGCUCCUGGCCCUGUUUAAUACAUGCAUGGGAGUUGCUGUCUUUUUUUAAGCCAGGGCAGGUUUGGUCCCUGUUUGCUUUUAUGGUUCCAUUUCCUGUUGACUUUUGUAUUAGCAGAAGGCACAAGAAGCCAGAGGGGUGGGGUGAGCUCACACCCUUGGGUCUGGGCCCCACAGAGCUGCUUUGGGGGCAAAUCUUCUCUUUUAAGGAGUCAAACAACAGCUGAGAGGCUGGUUUGGGGGUGUCUGGGGGGCAGCUCUGCAGGGCUCCCCCUGCCCCUGCUGACAUUCCUCAG